AACAAUAAAAAAAGAAAAAAUGGUACCUGGACACCCGAAGAUUUCAAAACUCCAAUUCCUAAACCAUUUGAAAACUGGGAUAUAAACACAACAAAACCAGUCCCUUAUCGUGCCUUUAAACACAACUAUUUCGUAACAAUGGGAAUUAGAUCCAUGGAUUGGGAAAAUUGGAUUGAACUAGACAAUGAAUGGUUAAAAUUUCAUAAUAGAAAACUAGAAAGAUUAGAAGAAAAAGGCACUGAACUAUAUGGCACUCUACCUGUUGCAAUGGAAGCUGGUUAUGAAUUCUUGGAAGAAUUGACUGUUUAUUUAAGUCAUAGAUAUCCAUCUUUAUUCUCAUAUAACUCUAACACUGGUAUCUUGGAUAAUUUAGUGACAAAAGAAUCCUUCAACAUCCUUGAAAGACCCUUGAAGGAGGACCCAAUGCUAAUAGCUGCAAAAUUAACUCAAGAUGACCUUGCUAUAAUGAUUGAAGAAGAAGAUGGUUUAUAUUAUCUUAAAGGUGGAGCUGUGUUACUACCUGGAUUUUGGAGAUUAAAGGAUAAAAUCAACUUACCACUAUACGCCAUUCACACUACUGGCGAUGUUCCCAAGUAUAAUGAAAAACUAAGACCAGGAAUGGAUAAGUUCUUUCACAGAUUGACCCCAGAAAAACCUGUUGUUAGAAAUAACUAUUUUAUUCAGCUUGAUGACGACCUAGGUUGGUCCUUUUCAAUUGGUGAUGAAUCUGGUGAAGCCGUUGGUUGGUAUACCGCUAAAGAAGCUAAAGACGUUAAAGAUAUAUACUUUAGAAGUGAAAGACAAUCCCUUAGAAGACUACCCAAAUCUGGUGCCAUUGUUUUUACAGUUAGAACUUACUUCUUACCUAUCACUCAAAUGGGUAACGAGCCUUAUGUCCCAAGAAGAUUAUUAGAUGGUAUCAAUAGUUGGACUGAAGACGUUCAAGCCUACAGAGGAUUUGAAAAAUUCAAAGAUGUUUUAUUGCCAUAUCUUGAAAAGAAAGCCAAAGAACAAGAAGAAAUGGGUUAUACUCCUGAUAAAGAGCCAGUUACAUACCCAUUUUAA
Messenger RNA from Ascoidea rubescens DSM 1968, 1065 nucleotides. RefSeq names its product heme-dependent oxidative N-demethylase family protein. The annotation marks the transcript as partial. The transcript has a single exon. Lineage: Eukaryota; Fungi; Ascomycota; Saccharomycetes; Ascoideales; Ascoideaceae. The record is from RefSeq and is a predicted model, not a curated record.